UCGCACCUGCAGUAGUCGCUUUGUUUUUUGGCAGUACGCUAAGAGCUCCUACCGAUGAGUGAGUUGUUACAUAUGCCGUUGACAGUUGGACGCUCGGGGUUAAGGUUUCUAUAGGGCGAAUAAAUGUUUAGCACUACAUUAUUGCUAAUUUGCAAGGAGCGGACGCAGGUUAAUUGUUGAACUAAAGGCUUGGGCGAGCACGGUGGAAUGGCGGAAAACUCAAGAACAGUCUUGAUCGCAGUCGACGAGUGUGAGCACAGCGAGAGAGCGUUUGAAUGGUACUUGAAUCAUAUUCAUCGAGAAGAGAACUCCCUGAUCGUGCUGUACUGUCACGAGAAGCUUGAUCCUCCAGCAUUGUUACAUUCAGCACAUUCAGAAGAAUGGAAACAAACUUUAAAAGAACACGACGAGAAAAAGGACAAGGUUAUCGAGAAGUACAAACACAAGUGCGAAGAGAGGAGGUUUAAGGCGAAAAUCAAGGUAGAGUUUGGAAAACCGGGCGAGACCAUUCACAGAAUAGCUGGUCAAGAGAAGGUGACUUGCAUUGUGAUGGGAGGCCGCGGGAUGUCAACACUGCGGCGCACAUUGUUAGGUGGAGUCAGUGAUUACGUCAUCAAGCACACUCAGAUCCCUGUUAUCUUUAUACCGGGUCUGCACUGAAUGACGGAGGCUUGGGAACAAAUUAUUCUGCUGCUUCAUGUAUCGUUGUCUUAUUCCCACCAGAAGGUGAAAUGCGUUAAAUUAGUGGAAAUGUACACUUUGUUGUAAUUUGAAUUUUACACUUUGAGGUAGAUUAAAAUGUUCACAGACAACGU
Molecule: messenger RNA, 815 nt
Organism: Stylophora pistillata
Lineage: Eukaryota; Metazoa; Cnidaria; Anthozoa; Scleractinia; Pocilloporidae
Source: RefSeq, a predicted model, not a curated record